UACAAAGUUGAGACAACGACCUUUCGAGUUUCGAUGGUACAGCUUCGCCCUCGCGAUUCAUAGACUCCUGAUUUGGUCAUUGCAGUCUCAAACCAUCUGUUCGAUCCCUCACAACGCGGAGUCUCAGAAGCCCAAUCCAAUUCGUGUGAAAAAGUGCUAAUUUUAGCAGAUCAAGAUCGAUUGUUGAUUAGUUUGACUUUGGGUAUGGAAUUCUUUGAUUGUUCACUUGUUUGUGGUCUGGACCUAUUUCUCUAUUUCAAUGUUGAAUCUUCCCAUGGUGUUCUUUAAUUUGGUGAGGAUUUACGAAGUACAGUGGUGAGGUGGUUGAAAAAUUGAAAGAGCACAAUGUCUUCGAUCCGAUUGGAUAAUAAGCAGUACUAUGCUACAAGCAGUCUCGUUGUUGGGUAUGCUUUGUGUUCGAGCUUGCUUGCAGUGAUAAACAAGUAUGCCAUUACCAAAUUCAACUUUCCUGGUCUUUUAACUGCUUUACAGUACCUAACUUCAGCUGUAGGAGUUUGGGUUUUGGGCAAAUUAGGGUUUUUGCAGCACGAUCCCUUUGUAUGGGAAACUGCAAAGAAGUUUAUGCCUGCUGCAACUGUCUUCUAUCUUGCAAUAUUUACUAACACAAAUCUCCUCCGCCACGCCAAUGUCGAUACAUUUAUAGUCUUUCGAUCCUUGACGCCUCUUUUGGUUGCUAUAGCGGAUACCGCAUUUAGGAAGCAACCAUGGCCAUCGAAGCUCACUUUUGUAUCCCUCUUGAUCAUUUUGAGUGGUGCUGUUGGGUAUGUUGCUACAGAUUCGGCUUUCACUUUAACUGCGUACUCGUGGGCAGUUGCUUAUCUUGUGACAAUUACUACUGAGAUGGUUUAUAUCAAACAUAUGGUGACAAAUCUAGGAUUGAACACUUGGGGUUUCGUGUUGUAUAACAAUUUGUUAUCCCUGAUGAUGGCCCCAAUAUUUUGGGUUCUCACGGGAGAGUACGAUGAUGUGUUCGCAGCCAUUGGAUCAAAUUCUGGGCGGUGGGUGGAGUCUGAAGCUUUUCUUGCAGUAUCAUUGUCAUGUGUGUUUGGCCUGCUUAUCAGUUUCUUCGGGUUUGCAGCCAGGAGGGCAAUCUCUGCCACAGCAUUUACGGUGACUGGAGUGGUUAAUAAGUUUCUUACAGUAAUGAUCAAUGUGACAAUUUGGGAUAAGCAUGCUAGUCCAUUUGGGUUGGUCUGUCUUCUGUUUACAAUUGCAGGAGGUGUUCUUUACCAACAGUCAGUUACUGGAUCUGGUGGGGCUACAUUGCAGCGCGAGUCUGCUGUGUCUAAGCAGAUGGAAAGAGAGAAUGAGGGUGAUGAUUCUGGAGAUGAGAAUCAAGUAAAGGGCUUGUCUGGUUCCGGUAAAAUUUCUGCUGUAUGAGUAUUUUCAUCUGUUUUUGCCCUUAAUCACUACUUACGUUAUUUUAGCCUUCUGAUGCUAAGUAUUACUGACUUGAGUAUAUUUUCUGCGUGAGAUAUUCACAAAUAUUGCCCUAUUGAGAA
This is a messenger RNA of Malania oleifera, 1523 nucleotides long. Its product is annotated as GDP-fucose transporter 1. The record is from RefSeq and is a predicted model, not a curated record. The coding region runs from base 346 to 1401 and encodes 351 amino acids. Gene Ontology annotation, cellular component: Golgi apparatus. Lineage: Eukaryota; Viridiplantae; Streptophyta; Magnoliopsida; Santalales; Ximeniaceae. Gene Ontology annotation, molecular function: GDP-fucose transmembrane transporter activity; antiporter activity. The transcript is spliced from 2 exons.